Messenger RNA from Lachnellula hyalina, 834 nucleotides. It is a transcript of the gene HPGD, whose product is annotated as 15-hydroxyprostaglandin dehydrogenase [NAD(+)]. Bases 1 to 834 code for a protein of 277 amino acids. The record is from RefSeq and is a predicted model, not a curated record. Gene Ontology annotation, cellular component: cytoplasm. The transcript is spliced from 2 exons. Lineage: Eukaryota; Fungi; Ascomycota; Leotiomycetes; Helotiales; Lachnaceae. Gene Ontology annotation, molecular function: oxidoreductase activity, acting on the CH-OH group of donors, NAD or NADP as acceptor.
AUGUCGAAGAAGCUUGCAAUCAUUACUGGGGCCGCCUCCGGCUUGGGACUCGCCCUGACCAAGCACUUGCUUUCUCAAAAUUGGCGAGUCUGCAUGGCAGAUACCAAUGCAACCAUUGGCGAUCAACUUGCUUCAGAGCUCGGAGACGAUGUUCUAUUUAUUCCAACCGACGUGUCCAUCUACUCACAACAAGCCAAUCUCUUCGCUAAGGCGUUUGAGUUUGGGGGUCAACGACUUGAUUUUGCAGCCCUCAACGCCGGCAUCGAUGACAAACAAAGCCUCUACUCCACUAAAGAGGAAUUAGAUGAGCGAGGGGGGCCGAAGGAGUUGAAUCUGGUGACGUUGAAGGUUGAUCUAGAUGCUGUGGUGCAGGGUAUAUGGCUGUUCAAGUAUUAUGCGAGAAGAAAUGCAGACAAAAAAGGAGGGAAGAUCGUUAUCACCUCUUCGGCUGCUGGGUUGUAUCCUAUGGAUACAAAUCCCUUGUACACGGCAGCAAAGCAUGCACUAGUGGGACUCACAAGAGCUUGCGGACCUCGCUUUAUGGCCGAGGACUCUAUCACAGUAAAUUGCAUUUGCCCUGCUUUUGUGCCUACCGGAUUAUGCCCGCCGCAUGUGCUCCAUCUGUUCCCGAAAGAGCACAUAACACCAAUGAGUACCGUACUUAGAGCUCAUGACACUUUCCUUGCGGAUGAUACCAUGUCGGGGAAAGUUGUAGAGCUUAGUUUGGACCAGCUCUAUUACCGGGAGCAGCCAGAUUGGGCCAACGACUCGCAGCGGUGGCUGGGGACUGAGUCUAAAUCCCUGUGGGAUGAGGCGUAUUUAUCAGGAUCAUAA